Molecule: messenger RNA, 2621 nt
Organism: Acyrthosiphon pisum (pea aphid)
Lineage: Eukaryota; Metazoa; Arthropoda; Insecta; Hemiptera; Aphididae
Product: ankyrin repeat and LEM domain-containing protein 1
Exons: 7
Coding region: 320-2347 (675 amino acids)
Biological process (GO): resolution of meiotic recombination intermediates; double-strand break repair via homologous recombination
Cellular component (GO): cytoplasm; nucleoplasm
Molecular function (GO): DNA endonuclease activity; protein binding
Source: RefSeq, a predicted model, not a curated record
AACGAGAAAGUAGUUACGAGACGUGUUCGUUUGCGAUCGAGUACCCACUUAUUUCAUUAGUAUUUAGUAAUUUAUCGCUUAAUCAUUACGAUGAUUUGAAUAAACUUUGAUCUCUUGAGUUUAAAACAAAACGGUAAUUAUUACCGGUUGCUGAAAUUAUCUAUCGUUCUGUGUAUAUAUAUUAUAUAUGUAUUUAUAUAUAUUAUUUCAAAUGUCCGGGACACGAUAUUUCACAGAAAUCGUGUUCGUGCGGGGACUAAAUCUGGUUCGAAACAAGUGAAAUAACAAUUGGAAUUCAGUUAAUCAAUCCGCGACUACGAUGUCUAAUAUCAUAAUGAAUGACAAAUGGAGAACAUUGUAUCUGGCCCGAGCGCUGUAUGAUGCCGUCGAGGAUUGCAAUAUUCAGCAAGUCAAUAUUUUAUUAUCUCAGAACAAAGCCAAUCCCAAUGUUCUCAUACCAGAAGAAGGGAUGACACCAUUUCAUUUAGCUGCUGGGCAUGAAAACUUGGCAUUCGGAAAAGUAGCAACUUCAUUAAUUUUACAUAACGGUGGUGACCCUAAUGUACGUUGUGACGGAAAUCGCACAGUUCUGCAUAUAGCUGUUGCCUGGAAUCGUUCACAGGUUGUUGGAAUUUUGCUCAAAAGUCCCUACAUUAUUCCCAAUCCGUACAUGAAAGAUGAGGACAAUCUCAAUGUAUUUAAUUAUGCUGUGAAAUUUAGUGCUUGGGAAUCACUUGCAACUCUUCAAUCUUACAUGAAACAUUCAAACUACACGAGUAAUUUAAAAAAACAAGUUUCUAAUGCAAUGCAAUCAAAAUAUAUUAAAGAAAAACAUCAAAAUUCUAUAAAAGCAAAGAAUACUGAAACAUCCAUUGGUGCUGAAUCAACAAUUGAUAAAUCCGAUAGAUUACACACAAGCAGUGGAUAUCUUAAUAGUGGUGAAAGUUUAAAUAGUAUUUCUAAAUCAAUAACAUUUGAUUCAGUUAGUCAAAAAAACAAUAACAUUGAUGAGUGCAUAAUAUUAUCUUCAACAGCUUACUCUACUGGAGAUGUUUUAAACACAAAUGUUUCAUCAGAUUAUAAACUACCCAUUAAUGAUAUCCCAUCAAAACUUUAUUAUGAUGGAUCUAUAUUAAGUUCAAUCAAAUGUGUAACAGAUGAAUUUGAAAGUAUAGAAAACAUAAGCUUUCCAUCUAAUAAUUUACUAACUGACUCUGAAUUGUUUGAUCUUGACGAGAUUGAAUUGGGAACAAGAAAUAUUUUCAGCGAGAUAGAAAAUAUGUCUUUAAGUGACAGUGACUUGAUGUCAGAUAUAUCUGGACUAUCUAGUUGUUUGAGUUCCGAUGAUUUUUUUACAUGUCCCGAUACAAAUUCUGAACAACAAAUUCUUAAUGGUGAUACUUAUAAGACUGACACUCAAUUGGAAGAUAUUACAAAAAGCGUAUCAAUGACAAGUAUUUAUGACUCAAUGAGCAAUUCAAUUUCCAGAACUUCAGCUGCAAUAAACAAUCUAGAAGUUUCAAACAUUAUUACUUCUCUAGACGAGAGCAGUAGUAGUUUAACUGAAGUUUCAAAAGAUUAUGAUACAGAUUAUGUUCGUCAAAGUCUUAGGGAGUUUGGCCAUCCUCCAGGACCACUAGUACCCAGUACAAAACAAGUUUAUGUACGGCAACUUAACAGACUAUUACAUAGACAGACAGAACUAAAGGAUGAUGAUAAGCAUAUUAAUAAUUCAUCUGGUUCAUAUAGUAUUCAGUUGAAUAAAGUUCUAAUUGAUGAUAAAUAUAAUUCAUGGAAGAAAACCAUAAAAAGUUGGAGUUCUCUGGAGGAAAGGAUUGUUUGCACUGAGAGUGGUUCGUCAUUUACAUAUUUAUUAUUAGAUCCACGUAUAACAAACAAUUUACCCGCACGAGCUGAUCAGAUGAAUAAUCCCAUUGAAAUAUGGCAAACGUUUAUUAGAUCAAUAUUUUACAUUGGUAAAGGCACCAAAUCUAGACCCAAUGAUCAUAUGAAUGAAGCAUUUCAGUCUUGGGUCAUAAAUAAAAAUAAAGAUAAAAGUCGCAAAACGGAAUAUAUUUUGAGCUUAUGGAAGGAAAAAUUGGGUGUGGUUUGUGUACAAGCAUUCCAUCAUUUAGUGAUAAAAGAAGCACAUAUUCGAGAAGCGGCUAUGAUUGAUGCCAUUGGAUUGGACAAACUUACAAAUGAAAAGCGUGGUACAUAUUACAAUAACACAAUACGAUGGCUAAAUAGUGAUCGAUGUAAACUAGGCUGCCAUCUUCUAUACCGUGCCAUGCUUGUGUUUUUAGCUGACGGUGAACGUCAAUUGCGACCAGUUGAUUUGACUUAAUUGUUGACAUACUAUUUUUACUGUAGUAUAUUUUAAAAAAUGUUCUCAAAUAUUGACUAUGAUUUUAAAUCUAGCCUUUUCUCCCCUUAAUAUUAGUUAUAUAGAAAUCUAUAUUUCUGAAUUUUAUUAUAUUUUUAUUAAAUUAACAAUUGAUUUUGUGACAACUUAGUGUAUACAAAAAAAACAUAUAAUUUAAUCAAAUUAUAAUACUAUAUUUUUUUUAUUAUAAAACUAUAUUUUUGUAUUAUAAAUAUAUUUUUACUUAAAUACUUAA